This is a messenger RNA of Cricetulus griseus (Chinese hamster), 5772 nucleotides long. The record is from RefSeq and is a predicted model, not a curated record. Lineage: Eukaryota; Metazoa; Chordata; Mammalia; Rodentia; Cricetidae.
UCGAACUCACAGAGAUCCCCCUGCCUCUGCCUCCCAAGUGCUGGGAUUAAAGGCGUGCACCACCAAUGCCCGGCCGCAGUCAGUUCUCUUAAUCACUGGGCCAGCCACCCAUUGUGUCUGUUUUGGUGAGCUGUCCCUGCCUACCUUUCCCAGAUUUCUCCUCAUCUCCUAGCCAUACCUAUCUUCCUACCACUAUUGGCUGUAGGCUAAACAGUGAUUUAUUCAUCCACCAAUAAGAGAAACAUAUUUACAAAAGGAUAUCCCCCAUUAUAACUCUGUAAGAACUUCAGUAAAAUCCUCUAAGUUGUUCCUAUCUUUUGUUUGUUUGACUGAUUAUUGCAAAAGUAACAGGGUCUUAAUAUGUACUUCUUGCUGCCAUGGACCUCAUUGGAUAGACUAGACUUCAUUCAACUCUGAGGUACAUAUACCUGCCUCUGCAUUCUGAGUGCCAGGGUUAAAGGCAUGAGCCAACACACCCAGUUUCUCCAUCUUAGUUUUCUUUUUUUGUAGUUAGCAGUUUUUCAUAAAAUUUCUCUCAUGUGUAAUCUGUACUGUUGGCCUAUUUACUUCUCUCUCUCUCUGUUUGUUAAUAUGCAUUUCUCUUGCAAGCUGAUAUCCCAUUUAAAGGGUACAGUCAUGACAGAGGUGACCUUUUAUUCAGUUUCCUUCUAAAUAAAGUGACUUGGUCAUUUCAUUAUAGUGUCUAUUUUUAGAAUAAUUGUGGGGAGCAUCAGAAUUAUAUGGCUAUACUGUCAAAGAUGUAUACAUUCACAAUGUUGUCAGUAUCAUACUUUCUGUUGUGCACAUGUGUGGGAUAUUUUAGAAUGCUGUGACCUAUGAUGAUGUACAUGUCAACUUCACUUGGGAAGAGUGGACUUUGCUGGAUCCUUCCCAGAAGAAUCUCUACAAAGAUGUGAUGCUGGAGACCUACAGGAACCUCACUGCUAUAGGAUACAGUUGGGAAGACCAUAAUAUUGAAGAACAUUGUCAAAGUUAUAGAAGACAUUCAAGGCUUGAAAGAAUUCAAACUGGAGAAAAGUCUUCUGUAUACACUCAAUGUGUUAAAGCCUUUGCAUAUGACAAUCAUCUUCAAUGGAAUGAAAGAACACAUACUGGACAGAAGCCCCAUGAGUGUAAUCAAUGUUCUAAAGGCUUUGCAUAUGCCAGUACUCUCCAAAGACAUAAAAGUACACAUGAUGAAGAGAAACCCUAUGAAUGUGAUCAGUGUGGUAAAGCCUUUGCACGUUAUAGUCUUCUUCGAAUGCAUAAAAAAACACACUCUGGAGAGAAACCCUAUGAAUGUGAUCAGUGUGGUAAAGCCUUUGCACGUUACAGUAAUCUUCUAAUGCAUAAAAAAACACAUUCUGGAGAGAAACCCUAUGAAUGUAAUCAAUGUGGUAAAGCCUUUGCACGUUACAGUAAUCUUCUAAUGCAUGAAAGAAUACAUACUGGAGAGAAACCCUAUGAAUGUAAUCAAUGUGGUAAAGCCUUUGCAGUUCACAGUUCUCUUCAACGGCAUAAAAGAAUACAUACUGGAGAGAAACCCUAUAUAUGUACUCAAUGUGGUAAAGCCUUUUCACAACUCAGUAAUCUUAAAAUGCAUGAAAUUACACAUACUGGAGAGAAACCCUAUGAAUGUAGUCACUGUGGUAAACCCUUUGCAUAUCUUAGUCAUCUUCAACGUCAUGAAAGAAUACAUACUGGAGAGAAACCCUAUGAUUGUAAUCAGUGUGGUAAGGCCUUUGCACAUCUCAAUUCUCUUCAAAUGCAUAAAAGAGCACAUGCUGGGGAAAAACCCUAUAAAUGUGAUCAAUGCAGUAAAGCCUUUGCACAGAACAGUCAACUUCUAUUGCAUAAAAGAACACAUACUGGAGAGAGACCCUAUGAAUGUAAUCAAUGUGGUAAUGCCUAUGCACAUCUUAGUACUCUUCAAAUGCACAAAAGAACACAUACCGGAGAGAAACCCUAUGAAUGUAGUCAGUGUAGUCAAGCUUUUGCAAGUCACAGUGAUUUCAGAAUACAUAUAAGAACACAUACUGGAGAGAAACCCUAUGAAUGUAACCAGUGUGGUAAAGCCUUAGCAUGUCACAAAAGCCUUCAACGGCAUGAAAGAACACAUACUGGAGAGAAACCCUAUGAAUGCAAUCAGUGUGGUAAAGCCUUUGCACACCUAAGUACUCUUCAAAUGCAUAAAAGAGCACAUAGUGGAGAGAAACCUUAUGAAUGUAAUCAGUGUGGUAAAGCUUUUGCACGUUUCAGUCAUCUUCAAGUGCAUGACAGAACACAUACUGGAGAGAAACCUUAUGAAUGUAAUGAGUGUGGGAAAGCCUUUGCACAGAACAGUCAACUUCAAUUGCAUAAAAGAACCCAUACUGGAGAGAAACCCUAUAAAUGUAAUGAGUGUGGUAAAGCCUUUGCAUAUAUCAAUAGUCUUCAAAAUCAUGUGAAAAAUCAUGCUGCAGAGAAACCAUAUAAAUGUAAUUGAUGUGGUAAAGUUUUGCACUUUAUACAGGAGUAAAAUUAAUUGUGUGCAAUCAAUCUUUUAAAGCUUUUGCAUAUUGCAGUAGUCUUUGUCAGUAGUCCUGAAAAAACUAAACUCUUUGCUACUAUAAAGUAUUUGGUGAGGUCUUUAGCCAACACACUUACAUUAAGUUGCAUAAGAGUAUUCUGGAGAAGAAAUUUGGACAGUGUGUCAACAACCUGUUCAGGUCUUAUGAUGUCUGUCUGUAUUUUGUUUGUACCUACAAACUCAUGAAAACAAACCCUAUGAAUGUAAAUGAUAAUGUAACUGGUGAUAUUUUAUAAUCUAAAAAGUAAAGUUUGCCUGAAGGUCAGAGUGCAAAAGUACCUAGUGACACUAGUUAGCCAUAAAGGCCAAGCAGUGGUGGUAUACACCUUUAAUCUCAGAACUUGGGAGAUAAAGGCAGAUGUAACUCUGUUAUCUAAAGGCCACCCUGAACUCAAAGAGAUUGAUCCAGUCUAAAAGACAGAGAGCUCAUACAAAGUUGAUCACAAUAUUUGAUAUCCCAAGCCAGUAUCCCAGCUCUAGCAGGUAGAGAGAGGAAUAAAAGGAGGGAGGGGACAGGAGCUCAAUGGAGUCUGAGGAUCAGUGCAGUCUGGAGAUGCAAUUUGAGGACAGGAUUGCCCUUUUUGGUUUUGAGCGUUGGUAGAGGUGAGAAAUCUCUAGUAGCUGCCUUCAGUGCUUUUCUCAUCUUCAUCUUUAACCCCAAUAUCUGUCUCUGGAUUUUUCUUUUUUAUACCAACUAAAAUUCAUGGUACAUUUGGCACCCUACUUUUGGGUUACAAAAAUCAGGAAAAAAGCCAUUUUUCUGAAGCUUUACAGCUAACAGAAAAGGUUAGAGCUACAUGGAGCUGGAGUCACUGCUCUGCCAGCUAGGCUUUCCUCUCUGGUGGUCUUUCUCUGGACCCCCUUCUCAGGCUGCUGUCAAACUAGGUAGCUGCAUUGAAAUCUGGUCAGGAAUUUACCGUUCUAUGGUACAGCAGCCUUCGUCACAUCUUCAUCAUAAUUUUUGGCAGAUUUGAUAAGAAAAAUGGGAGUUCUUAAAGUUAAAGACAGAUGUCCCCCCCCCGCAUUAAAAAUAGGAAACACUAUUAUAAUGGAGAGAUGAUUUAAAAAGAGAAUAAUUAAAUAAAGGGCUAAUCCACUUAACCUGGAUUGAAGUACUGUUAAUUACUAUUUUGAUAGUCCUUGUCUGUUUGAUGAUUCUUGGUUUCUCUCUAAAAUAUUGGUUGACAUGAGUGCCAAUAUACAGGUCUUCGAAAAACUGAUUAAAACAGAUCAUAGAGAUACUCAAACCCAGACAGAGGAAUUUAAAGGAGAACCAAUUUCAGCUUGGCAUCAUACGGUUAGAGAGGAACCGCCUAAGGCUUUCAAACAACCAACAUUAGCAUAUCCAGUAACCUUACAGAAAUUGCCCAAUGAUAGAGGCUCUGUAAGACCUAAUGGGACUCCUGUGUCAAUAUUAGCUAUAAGGAGAUUCAAGGAAGCACUGGUGCCAUAAGGCGUGCAUUCACCAUUUGUGAAGCAACUGUUAAACUCGUGGUCAUCUUGUAAUAGAAUUAUCCCUAAAGACUGGAGAGACUUGGUUAAAACUGUUUUAGAGCCUGCUUCACAAUUACAAUGGAGUACCUGGUUCAGAGAGGAGGCUAAGACCAUUGAGCAAUACUGUAGAGCUGGAGGUAUAGAAAUCUCCUCAGAUGAACUUCUUGGAGAUGGAGAUUGUGCUACUAUAGAAAGUCAAUCUUCAUAUGGCCACUCCCUGGCUUUAUGCCAUGCAGCAGCUUUGAGUGCUUGGAUCAGAAUUCAAAAAGUUGGAAAGAAGAUUGAGUCAUUUACUAAAGUUAUACAGGGCCAAAAUGAACCCUUCACAGAUUUCUAUUAAUGAUUGACAUCAACAGUAAAUUGAUAACUAAAUUCAGAAGCUAGACAAAUAAUAAUUGAAUCUCAGGCUUUCUGAAAAUGCUAAUUCUCAAUACAGAAUGAUAACUAGGCCUUUAAAGGCAAGGUCAGCACAGUUGGAGGAAUGGCUCCAAGAUACAAUGAAUAUUGAAUGUCAUGAUCAUGAUGACGCAUGGAUAGCAGAGGUGAUUUCCAGGGUUUGAAGAAAAAUCAAAAUGUCAGGUGUUUCAAUUGUAGGAAACAAGGUUACCUUAAAAGGAAUUGUAAACAAGGCAUUCCUAGAAACGAUAUUUUUUUCUAACCACAAUUCAAACACAACAAAACUCCCUUCUGGAUUAUGUAAAAGGUGUGGCAAAGCAGGCAUUGGACUAAUGAAGUAGAUCAACAAGGGACAUUCAAGGUAACCCUUGGCUGUUGGGAAACUCCUUGAGGACCCUUUUGCAGGCCCCUGUGCUAAAUUUGAUUGAAUCGUUUCAUGUCAACCUGGAAACUCCUGAGAACAAUUAAAGAACGUAAUGGCUAGUAUAAGAAAACACACUGCUCUAGAUGAUAGAACAGCUUUACAAUAUGAAACAAAGUUUCCAUAGAAACCAAAACUUAAAAUUGAUAAAGAUCAGAUUAGGAACCUCCCCAAAGUUAGGUUUGGGUCAGUGUUUUGUUUUUGUCUUUCCAGGAAAAUAAAAGCAAACAUCUUAGUAAUUUAAAGACCUUUGGAUAAAUAAGCAUGCACAGAAAAAGGGGAAGUAAUCUUAAAAAGUUACCAAGAAAAGGAAUAAUCUGAAGUAGUGUGAUCUCUGAAGUCUUCAAAGUGAUGAUGAAACCUCAUAACAACAAUUUCACCAGGACUGUUAUAACAACACUAUUCUGAAAAACACCAAAUAAAGAUGGGCUUUGGGUUACAAACUGCUCAGAACAUUUUUGAGGUUGCUAGCUGAGAUGAUCCAGCCUCACAGAGUACUCUAGCCAGGACUUCAUGUAUAAAAAAAGUUAGGUUAGUAAUUCCUUUAAGAUUUCUUAUAAAAUUACCUUUCAAGAUAAAUAGUAAAGAGAUUGAUUCUUUCUUUGUAAUCACAAUAUGCAGCCUGCCAACAAAAGAGUUAGCUCAAAAAAAUACUUUCUGCUUGUUCAUGUUCUGUUAAUCUGUAACAAGUUGCUUAUAUGUGGAUGUAUAUGGGUUUAUGGGGUGACUUAGUUUUUAAUCCUGUAAAGGAGAUGAAAAAAAUCAUGUGCAAAAUAGAAUGGAACCACAUUGUAAUUCCUAUAUUGCCUGAAAUUAUUUAGUUGGAGUAUAUAAGGUGUUGAAGAAAGUAUACAGCAUGAAGAAUAGACAAUAAAGAAGAAAACCAUCAAGA